AUGCUCUUCCAAAAACUGCUACUAUUCCUUCUUCUUGCAUUUGUGCAUGGACAAUCUGAGGAAGAUGUUUUGAUGAAGCUAUGUCCUUCCAAUGUCUGUUUCAGACAUAGUCAGUGCAUCAGUGACUGCCAGAAACUUAGAGGAGACACUGGUAUUUAUAACCUAACCGUGUUAUUGCGAAACUGCGACGAGUGGUGCAACCUUUGCAAAGGUUACAACCUCAAAAGCCUUCAAUUCCUCAGCUGCUCUGGAGCUCCAUGA
Cylicocyclus nassatus is the source of this 261-nucleotide messenger RNA. NCBI's taxonomy places the organism in Eukaryota, Metazoa, Nematoda, Chromadorea, Rhabditida, Strongylidae. The record is from the annotation of a GenBank genome assembly.